CGUACGCCCCGCCCCCCUCACCCAUGCCAUGGACCCCAGGAAACUUGGCUUACCGGACCAGAUUUUGUCGCCGAGGAGACGAGUUGUCCCUGGAUUCGGUCUUGGCAUUAGCAUCUCUCUUAUUUUUCUUAGCUUUCUUUUGCUUUAUAGAUCCUCUCAUGGCAAAUAUUUCUUCCCCGUUUAUUACCGCUCCACUCCCGUUGAUUCUCUCUUUUCUUCCUGGUGUUUCUCCUUUUCAUCUCCGUCCUCGUCUNAUUUAACUUCUAAAUCUUCCAAGUUCCCGACCCAUGCUGCUCCCACGCGACCCGUUCAGCCAAUUCCUCCCCAAAUGGCGUCGCCCUCCAAUCAUACGCUCAACACCAAUGGGAGCUUAAAACUGAAUGCCCAUCCGCCAAAUGGGUCGGGAAUUGGAAAUGGAUCCAUUUCCCCCCGAGGAAAGUUGGGCCCUGGGAAGAAAAAUGAAGAGAGAACCCCGAGUAACUCCAUUUCUUUGAAAAACGAUACUACUCUAUAUCAGGAGGAGAAUAUUCAUUCUUCCAAUGCUGACGACAAGAAUGCGUCAGAAGGAAAUGGAGGAAGAAAUUCAAGCGAGAGAAUUCAAAUUACCAACAACUCUCAACCGAUGGGAGCAUCAAAUGACAGCUUCGAUGAGGAAUGUGACAUCUUUGAUGGCAAAUGGGUGAGGGACGAUUCGAAGCCAUAUUAUCCUCCAGGUUCUUGCCCUUACAUUGACAGAGACUUUGACUGUCAUCUUAAUAGGAGGCCAGAUGAUGGAUAUGUCAAAUGGAAAUGGCAGCCAAAUGGGUGCAACAUUCCAAGUCUGAACGCAACACAUUUUCUAGAAUUAUUGAGGGGAAGAAAUCUGGUUUUCGUUGGGGACUCAUUGAAUAGGAACAUGUGGGAGUCUCUGGUGUGCAUUCUUCGUCAUAGUAUUGCCGACAAGAAAAGAGUGUAUGAGAUAUCUGGAAGGACAGACUUCAAGAAGAAGGGCUUCUACGCCUUCCGGUUUGAGGACUUUAAUUGUUCCGUGGAUUUUGUUAGUUCUCCAUUCCUUGUUAGGGAAUCUACAUUCGAGAGAGACAACAAAACGAUGGAGACAUUAAGAUUGGAUGAAAUGGACGAGACGACCGAAAUGUACCGUGAUGCGGACGUUCUAGUGUUUAAUACAGGCCAUUGGUGGACUCAUGAGAAAACCUCUAGGGGGGAAAACUAUUACCAAGAAGGCAACCAUUUGCACCCGAGACUGAAGGUGUUGGAAGCGUUUAAGAGGGCUCUCACCACUUGGGGUCGAUGGAUAGACAACAACGUUGAUGGAAAUCGAACUCUGGUUUUCUUCAGAGGGUAUUCAUAUUCGCACUUCAGUGGUGGGCAGUGGAACUCGGGAGGUCAAUGCGACAAUGAAACGGAGCCAAUAUAUAAGGAAGCAUACUUGGGGAAGUACCCAAAGAAAAUGAGGGCUCUGGAGUAUGUGAUGGGGGAGAUGAAAACGCGGACGUCCUACUUAAACAUCACCAGGAUGACUCAUUAUCGGAAGGAUGCGCACCCUUCCAUUUAUAGAAUGGAAUACAAGACGGAGGAAGAAAGACGUGCAAGCGUGGGAGUUCAAGAUUGCAGCCAUUGGUGCUUGCCCGGGGUACCCGACACAUGGAACGAGCUGCUUUAUGUGUCUCUCUUAAGGAUGGCCAACAAAUUUUGGAGAGACUAAGCUCCAACAUUUGCAAAUCACCACCGUUUCCUUUUUCUUUUUUUUGUAUCCCAUCCAUUCUUUUUGUCAUUUGUGUAUUUUUGUUGGGUUUUGGAGUAAAGGUGCAUGUAUCAAAUGGUUGUUUAAUGGUUUUAGGUUGGUUCUGAGCAACA
Molecule: messenger RNA, 1857 nt
Organism: Cucurbita pepo subsp. pepo (vegetable marrow)
Lineage: Eukaryota; Viridiplantae; Streptophyta; Magnoliopsida; Cucurbitales; Cucurbitaceae
Source: RefSeq, a predicted model, not a curated record